AUGAGCGACGUUGCAGCACUCCGUCGUCAACUCAAGAUCAAGACUGGCUCUGCUAAACGGUUGUACAAAGAGCACAAGUCCUAUCAGAAGGAAGAAGAGGACCUCACGCGUAAGUUAAACAAAUUCAUCGCGGACAAUGCAGAAGAUUGGGAUAUCAAGAACACGAGGCGAAUGCUCGAAGAGUCGCAGAGGAUGAUCCACGACACAUCCAACCGGCUCGGAACUACCGUCCAGGACCUGCGCGAGGUGACGGUAGCAGCGGAGAAGGUGCCAGAACUGCACGCAGACCCUGAGCUCAUUGCUGCCCAGGAGACUCUUGAGACAGUCAGCAUCUGA
Fomitopsis serialis is the source of this 336-nucleotide messenger RNA. RefSeq names its product tubulin binding cofactor A-domain-containing protein. Gene Ontology annotation, molecular function: beta-tubulin binding. NCBI's taxonomy places the organism in Eukaryota, Fungi, Basidiomycota, Agaricomycetes, Polyporales, Fomitopsidaceae. Gene Ontology annotation, biological process: post-chaperonin tubulin folding pathway; tubulin complex assembly. The transcript has 4 exons. The record is from RefSeq and is a predicted model, not a curated record. Gene Ontology annotation, cellular component: microtubule cytoskeleton; cytosol. Bases 1 to 336 code for a protein of 111 amino acids.